This is a messenger RNA of Topomyia yanbarensis, 1057 nucleotides long. Its product is annotated as cytochrome c-like. Gene Ontology annotation, cellular component: mitochondrial intermembrane space. The record is from RefSeq and is a predicted model, not a curated record. Gene Ontology annotation, biological process: mitochondrial electron transport, ubiquinol to cytochrome c; mitochondrial electron transport, cytochrome c to oxygen. NCBI's taxonomy places the organism in Eukaryota, Metazoa, Arthropoda, Insecta, Diptera, Culicidae. The transcript is spliced from 2 exons. The coding region runs from base 351 to 674 and encodes 107 amino acids. Gene Ontology annotation, molecular function: heme binding; electron transfer activity.
AAUUUUUUUUUACAUAAGUGUGGGAUAAUUUUCUUCCACCGAUUUUCGCGAAGAGGAAAUAUCUUUUGUAUGGAAAAAUGUAGAUUUUGUCGAGUCUUUGUCCGAGUGUUAGUUUUUUUUCUUCUCGUCGAAUAUUUUAUCGACGAUUGAUUAAUCUCAGCAGGUUGGUGAUUCUAGGAAACGAUUAAAUUGAAAAAUUCCAUUGAUGAAAAUUGCUUUUCCUGCGUCGGUAUCUCAAAGUUAACGCAAAAUUCGAUUGUGAGUGAAAAAUCUUGAUUCGAUUACGUAACAAGAUAUUCUCGAUCAUCCCUUUUUGGAUGCGUUGGUAAAUCCAGCCAUCAAGAUUCGCCAUGGGAAUUCCUGACGGAGACGUUGAGAAGGGAAAGAAAUUAUUCGUCCAGCGAUGCUCGCAGUGUCACACUAUCGAAGCUGGCGGCAAGCACAAAAUUGGUCCGAACUUGCACGGAAUGAUUGGACGUAAGACUGGUCAAGCGCCCGGAUUUUCCUUUACAGAUGCUAAUAAGUCCAAAGGAAUCACUUGGACCGAAGACACUCUGUUUGAAUAUCUGGAAAAUCCGAAGAAGUAUAUUCCUGGAACGAAAAUGAUUUUUGCUGGUAUCAAGAAGCCAAAUGAACGGGCUGAUCUGAUUGCGUACCUCAAAACGGCCUGUUGAAUCAAUCGUGCUGUGGUUUUACGGACAGUCGGUUGUGACCGCUGGGGUUUGGGAGAAGUUGAUCUCUAUCGUCGUUUUGACUGAAUGCAAAUCAAAAUUGAAAAAUUAACUGAAUAAUUUUAAUUGUAUAUACUAGAUUAAAGCUACGUAACCCAAUGUGCCGUUCAGUCUAUUUUAGCUUGUUGAUUUGAAUAGUUAGCGUCCUUCGCUUCACUGUUUGAUGAAAACGGUCAAUCUCGAUGGUUGCCAAUUUCUCUAGGUUGAUUAAUCUUAGGCCUUGCUAUGCUGAAACUUAAAAAAAAGUUCCUCUGUGGAUUUGGCAUCCAAUACUGAACUUUAUCGUAACUGUUUAUAAACCUGAUUGAUAGGAAUAUUAUUUUAUU